Messenger RNA from Gastrolobium bilobum, 1932 nucleotides. Its product is annotated as LRR receptor-like serine/threonine-protein kinase FLS2. The transcript has a single exon. NCBI's taxonomy places the organism in Eukaryota, Viridiplantae, Streptophyta, Magnoliopsida, Fabales, Fabaceae. The record is from RefSeq and is a predicted model, not a curated record. The coding region runs from base 1 to 1932 and encodes 643 amino acids. Gene Ontology annotation, molecular function: protein binding.
AUGGAUUAUCAGCUGCUACAGGUAGUUGCACUGUUGACUGUAAUAGCAUUUGGAGACACAAGUUGGUCCAUUGAAGCUUGUAGUCCCAAUGAGUUGGAAGCUUUGAUGAGUUUCAAGAAUGGAAUUCAAAUGGACACUUCUGGUCGCAUAGCAAAGUGGGUUGGUCAGAAAUGCUGCAAUUGGGAAGGUAUUGUAUGUGAAAAUGCAACCUCUAAAGUGAUAGAGAUCAAUCUCCCAGGAUUAAUUUCCACAGAUAAUGAUUUAUUUCAAACACAGAUGAUAGGGUGGCUUUCACCUUCUAUAACUCUCCUCACCUCCAUUGAAGUCAUUGAUCUUGGUGGUUUAGUUGGUAUUGGUGGAACAAUUCCACAGAACAUUGGUUUGCACCUGCCAAAGCUCUACAAGCUCUCCCUUUAUGGCAACAACUUAACUGGCCAAGUACCAGAAAACAUUGGAGAGUUGCAAAACCUACAAGAACUGUCUCUGCAGGAAAAUAGGCUUUCUGGGUCUAUCCCUAUGAGCAUUGGAAGCCUAAAGAAUCUCAAAAGGUUGCUGCUUUAUUCAAAUCAAUUUUCAGGUACCAUACCAGACUCACUUGGGAAUUUGAUAAAUUUGGUUGAAUUGGAUGUUCAUGACAAUGCUCUUACGGGUAAUAUACCCAAUAGAGUUGGUGAGAUGAAGGCUAUUGAAAAGCUUGAUCUUUCAAACAAUUUGUUAAGCGGGAAGAUACCUUCUUCACUGACCAACUUAACUGCCAUUUCAGUUUUGUACAUUGACACCAACUAUCUUGAGGGAACCAUCCCAUUUCCCUCAAGAUCUGGUGAAAUGUCUUCCCUAGGAUUCUUAAGACUCCAUAAUAAUCACCUUGUUGGAAAUAUACCUUCCAAUAUUGGCUAUCUGGUAUCUCUUGAAAGAGUUUCAUUAUCAAACAACAAAUUUGAAGGAGCACUACCAUCUAGUUUGGGCAAUUUGGUAUCAUUGACUGAGCUUUAUCUCAGUGCCAACUUCUUAUCUGGCCAAAUACCAAAAUCAAUAGGCCAACUUUCUCAGCUCAUAAUGUUGAACAUCUCUAGAAAUUUGAUUGAAGGGCCAUUGCCCCAAGAGAUAUCUUCCCUUCAAAAUCUUCAAACACUUGAUCUUUCUUUCAACCAUCUGAAUCUCUCUGCCAUCCCAGAUUGGAUACCAAGCAUGUCAUCACUUUCCAGCAUUUACUUAGCAGGUUGUGGAAUCCAGGGUCAAAUUCCAGACAUUUUCCAAACAACCAAUAAUCCAAUACAGGAACUGGACUUGUCAAUGAACCUUCUGAGUGGAAGCAUACCAUCAUGGAUAGGAAGCCUCAGUCAACUCUACAUGUUAAAUCUCUCAAGAAACUCUUUCUAUUCAUACAUCCCUGAUUCUUUUAAGAAUUUGCAAGAUUUGGGUGUUCUUGAUCUUCACUCAAAUAGGCUAACAGGCUCCAUAGCUGGAGUGUUUGACAUGGAACAAGGUAAUUCUGGGAGAUCACUCACGUUUAUUGAUCUUUCUGAUAACAACUUCACAAGUGGAAUUGAGGAAAUUGGUGUAGGAGGGCAACGUAAUAUUCAGUUUCUGAAUUUGUCUCAUAACCUUCUGAAAGGUAGGUUACCAAAUUCCAUUGGGAGACUGAACUCUAUUCAAAGUAUGGAUUUGAGCUUCAAUGAGUUAGGGUCUAACUUGCCAGAGGAGCUGGCAAAUUUAACCUCAUUGGAGAGGUUGAAACUGCAGGAAAAUCUCUUCACUGGUAAUAUAUCAAACGGAUUUCUCAAGUUGAUAAAGCUGAAGGAAUUGAAUUUAUCUGGCAAUCUUCUUGAAGGGGAAAUUCCAUAUGGUAAACCUUUGAUUGACUUUCCUGAGAGUUCUUAUUCUGGAAAUAAAGGUUUAUGUGGAAAGCCUCUGAGUCCUUGUAAAGUUUGA